Molecule: messenger RNA, 3965 nt
Organism: Trichosurus vulpecula (common brushtail)
Lineage: Eukaryota; Metazoa; Chordata; Mammalia; Diprotodontia; Phalangeridae
Gene: ZSCAN32
Product: zinc finger and SCAN domain containing 32
Exons: 6
Coding region: 1108-2997 (629 amino acids)
Biological process (GO): negative regulation of transcription by RNA polymerase II
Molecular function (GO): RNA polymerase II cis-regulatory region sequence-specific DNA binding; DNA-binding transcription repressor activity, RNA polymerase II-specific
Source: RefSeq, a predicted model, not a curated record
UUUUAUCUGGUUAAGGCCACACCCUGCUCUAGGCAUCCAAGACUAUAAGGUGCAGAGAAGAUUCCAAUCUGCAUUGGUGGAAGGAGCUACCUCAUUUGAGAGUUCCCUACACCAGUGAAAUCGCAGGUUCCGAUCCUAUCCCUGUGCCAUCACUUUUUCAGCCAUUACCCUAAUCGAUGAGCACCCAUUUUGUUUCCAUUUUACAAGAGAAAAAUGCCAUUAUAAGUAUUUUUGUGCAUAUGGGUCCUUUUCUUUCUUUCAUUUACCUAGGGUAUAUGCCUAAUAUUAGGAUUUCUGGGUAAAGGGGUAUGUACAGUUUAGUGACUUUUUAGGAGCUGUCCCAAAUUGCUUUUAGAACAAUUGGACACAUUCUCAGUUUCACCAACAGUGCAUUUGUGCAGGGCCAUUUCUAAAGCAUGGAACAGUCCCUUCCUCUGGAGAUGGUGACAGCUUGGUAAAAGGGACCCAGGAGUAUUGAGUGGAAGAGAAAAAGAGAGAACUGGGAGUAUGAUGGGCAGAAAGCAAAUAACCAGGAACCAUCUUUGUGGGGGAAUGACCAGCUAGGUCCCGUUUUUGAGAGGUGAAGUGGCUCUGUAGACAGCAGGAGAAAGGCUGUUGGAGGCAUGGGAAAUAAUCUUUGUUGAUUGUAAGGAAAACCAGGGACUUUUCCUAUUUUUGGUGUUUCAGGUUAUGCCUUAAAUUAGUAGAGUCCCAAAGAGAGCGGAUCUAAGGUAGAGGAUAAAGAUAGGCUGUGGAUGAUGGAAAGACAGGACGAAAGGGCUUGGAGGGUAAAACACAACAACUGGAUCGCUUCACAGUUUUCCUCCACCCUCUGUUGCAUCUCUAACAGAUGGCCCUCACUCCUCAGAUGUCCCUCUGAGAACAUGGGCUGCAUUGUUAGUUCUUGUUAGUUCUUUGGGCCCCCAGAGUGAUUGAGAAUGACAUGUUCUUAUACUUGUCACUGACACUUUUUUGUCUCCCUGAGCCCAGAGAGAAGCUACUCUCACUGGUGUCCAGUUCAUGGUGGUGGCAACACAGUAACAUGACAGACAGAGUUUAACCCCCAGAGCCAAGGCCCAUCUGGAGUGAAAUCAUCCUCUGAGGUGAAUGAUGGCUGCAGCCUCAGGCCGCCAGGUACAACCUCCACAGAAAAACUACACCCAGGGUCAGAAAACUGCCCUUCAGGUGGAAGGAACAGCUGACUCAGAAACCUUCCGUCAGCAUUUCAGGCAGUUCUGCUACCAAGAGGUGGCUGGGCCCCAUGAAGCUUUUAGUACGCUCUGGGAACUUUGUUGUAGGUGGCUGAGGCCGAAGACAAACUCGAAAGAACAAAUCUUGGAAAUGCUGGUGCUGGAGCAGUUCCUGACCAUCCUGCCUGGGGAGAUCCAGGUCCAGGUGAGGGAGCAUCAUCCAGAAAAUGGCGAGGAGGCUGUGGCACUCGUGGAAGAUUUGCAAAAAGAGACUGAGGGACCAGAACAACAGUUUCCAGUCAGUGUGCAAAACCCAGAAAUGAUUAUGGAGAAGAUAGUGACCGUGGGUACAGCACAGGAGUCCAUGAGCUACCACCUAAAGCAACAGGAGAACCAGCAGGAGGAAGAUCCCUCAAGGAAUGCAUCGUGGAGCCCUCAUCAGGGACCACAGGACCAGUCAGACUGUGAACAGGAGCCUCAACUCAGACCAGAGACCAGGCUUACUUCCCAGGUUUCUUUCUGUCCCCGGGAGAGAAGGAAGAGAACCCAGGAGAUGGAAGCUGUGACCCUUACAACUGAGUUUCAGGAACCAGUCACAUGUGAGGAUGUGACCGUGUCCUUCUCCCAGGAAGAGUGGAGGUGUUUGAAGUCUUCUCAGAGGGUCCUCUACAGGGGUGUCAUGCAGGAGAAUUACCGAAAUGUGGACUCAGUGGGACUUCCCAAACCUCUUCUGAUCUCUGGGGUGGAACAUGGAAAAGAUAUAUGUAUUCCACAUCUUCAGGGUUCCAAGGAAACAGAGAUCCUAAGUAGCUCCCAUACAAAUGAGAACCGAGUACAAACUGAUGAGAAACAAGCAAAGAGAGAAGGAAAAAACUGGGGAGACCAGAAGCAACAGUGGGACUUGGAGGAUGAGAAAAUCACAGGUUUAGAAAUCAAGGACGUGAUCAAAAAGGAGGCUCUGAAAUUGGAAUAUUCAGAAGAAGAGCAACCGAGCAGAACAACACCAGGAAGAUUUAAUCGCCAAAUUUUCCAAUAUCCUGUUCUGAAAGAAGCCUGUGAGACUGUGAGCAAGUUAAGAAAACAACUUGUGAAUUUUCCACGAGAGAGACAAGGGAAACCAGCUUUCCAGGAGAGAGACUUAAUGAAGAAACUAGGCCAACAGAAACUCUCUGUUGGAGAAAAACACUAUAAACAGCUUGCAUGUGGAAAUAGCUUCUCUCAAAAUUCCCACAAGUUACCUCCUGCAUUAGAAAAGACUACUAAAUGUCACGAGUGUGGGAAAAGUUUUAGCCGCGGUUCUUAUCUUGUUAGGCAUCAGAGAAUCCACACAGGUGAGAAACCCCAUAAAUGCAACGAAUGUGGGAAAAGUUUCAGUGAGCGUUCCAACCUCACUGCCCACCUGAGGACCCAUACGGGAGAGAGACCCUACAAGUGUGGCGAGUGUGGGAAAAGCUUCAAUCAGAGUUCAAGCCUCAUUGUCCACCAGAGAACCCACACAGGAGAAAAGCCAUAUCAGUGUAAUGAGUGUGGGAAAAGGUUUAACAACAGCUCCCAGUUUAGCGCUCAUCGGCGAGCUCACACUGGGGAGAGUCCAUAUAAAUGUAGGGAAUGCGGAAAAAGCUUCAACAAUAGUUCCCACUUCAAUGCCCAUCAGAGAACCCACACUGGUGAGAAGCCCUAUGAGUGUCCUCAGUGUGGGAAGAGCUUCGGCAAGAGCUCUGCCCUCACUAGACACCAGGGAGUUCAUAUGAGAGAGAAGUUUCUGAUUCAGUCAAGGCUUAAUGUACUUGAGAGAAACAUAUCAUGAAUAUAUGAUGCUUGGGGGAAAGGAUGAUAGAGAAUUCUUUAAUCACAGCUGGCUAACAGGUGCCUGUUAAGGUUUUCUUAACACUCUCACUGAGGCGGAUCCAUAUCCUAAGAACUAUCUCUUAUUGGCUUUGUGUAGAGUUGAGGAACAGACUUCUCAGCUCUGAACUACAUCUGCCCUAUUACAUAGUUUCACCCUCACUAAGGCAAAGAAAUGUGAUCCAUGAAUUCAGCCUUGGAAUAGUCUUUUCUUUCUCUGAUCCCAUGAGCACUUAAAGAUGUGCAGACAGACCAAUGGAGGUGAAAAGCAUUUCAGGUCUAGUCUUGGUUUUUCGUUUUUAGAUUUAGAACUCUGAUUCCAUCAGUAUACGGAACCCCUAAUGUGUAAACUCUUCCCACCAGUAAGCAAGUUACAUUUAACUUAGAGUCGUAGAAAUUGCUUGGAGUUCUGAAAGGUUGUGACUUGCCCAUGGUAACCCAACUGUCCGUGUCAGAGAUAAUGACUGGAACCAAGGCCAGGAUAUGUGGGAUCACAUAUCCUUCAGGUAGGGGUAGUUAAUACUGUAGCAUAUUUCCUCUUUAGGUGAAUGUGCAUUCAGAAUUAAGCCAUAGCUAACCAACCAGUAAUUCAGUUUUAGGUCCCUGAGGAUCUUUGGCACUAUGACCUAUUCAGGAAACAGGAAGAUGUUCACAAUUGCAUAGAAGGAAUAGAAAAAUAUUACCAAUAAAGUGGGGUGCAGUAGGGUCAAGCCAAUGUAGAAUGACUUGGUCUUAGAACAUAUGUAAUAUUUGGGUUUGCCUUUUAAAAAAUUGAAACAAAAUACAAUGUAGCGAUCUCUUAUUUUGUCCCAAUUCUAGCCUGUAAGUUAAGAAUGUGGCUGUUAGAAAAUGGCUUGCCUUUCCUUCAACAAAUGUUUGUACUAGUUUGUAAACAUUACUGUUUCUGAUGAAAAUAAAAGUCUCCCCUAA